Tripterygium wilfordii is the source of this 1988-nucleotide messenger RNA. Its product is annotated as peptide chain release factor PrfB2, chloroplastic. NCBI's taxonomy places the organism in Eukaryota, Viridiplantae, Streptophyta, Magnoliopsida, Celastrales, Celastraceae. Gene Ontology annotation, molecular function: translation release factor activity, codon specific. The record is from RefSeq and is a predicted model, not a curated record. The transcript is spliced from 7 exons. Gene Ontology annotation, cellular component: cytoplasm. The coding region runs from base 82 to 1635 and encodes 517 amino acids. Gene Ontology annotation, biological process: translational termination.
AUAAUAUCAACGAGCCCUAAAAACCUAAAACCCCCUAAACCUCAGACUUCGACUUCGUUGCAAAGAUUCACAGAAAGAAAAAUGUCUCUCCUACUCAGAAAUUCGCGUAACAAAUCUUCGAUUUUCCAUCGCAUAACAAAUCCCUUUCUACCACUAUCUUCUUUGUGUACUAACUACAAUCUCUCAGAUUGUGGGAUUGUACUUCUUGAGUAUUCUAAUCCAUCUGGGUGUGAUUGUAGUUUAUCCCAUUCAAACUUUUUCGGAUCACAAUUGAAGCAAUUGUCGACCUUAAAUGCAAAAGAGACAACUUUGGCUUCUGUGCAUGGCGAUUUGAGGAAAUUUUCUGGGUUUUCAUCAUUUUUAGUUCCGAGCAUCCGAAAUUCAUAUGCUUCUGUGAAUGGUAUGGUUGCUUCGAUUAGGUUGAGAUUGUUUGGGACUCAGGCUGCAAGGGAGCCAUCCACCUCCGAUGGGCUUACUGUGGAUGGGAUUAUUGUUAAUCAAUGGACAAUUCUCGACGAGAGUGAGAAUGAUUGGAAGAGCCAUGCCGCUGCAAUUGCUCAAUCCAUUCAAGUAAUCAAGAAGCGCUUGCAGUGGAAACAAUUGCUGGUUAGGCUGGAUCUGCUAUCUGCUGCUUUGAAUAAACCUGAUCUUUGGGACGAUCCUGUGCAUGCGGGGAAGAUAAGUCGUGAGCAUGGUUCACUCAUGAAUAGAAUGAAAGAGGUGAUGGCCUUUGAGCAAGAAUUUCUGGAGCAUAUUGACAUGAUAAAGCUUGCUCGUGAGGAAAGAGACUCUGAAAUGGAAUCGGAAUCAUUGAAAGCUUUGCUUCAGAUGAGAAGAAACACCAAAGAGAAAGAGCUUGAAGCUUUAUUAGCAGGGGAGCAAGAUUCCUGCUCUUGCUACAUUGAGGUCCAGGCAGGAGCUGGUGGUACUGAGAGCAUGGACUGGGCAUCGAUGGUGAUGCAAAUGUAUAAAUCGUGGGCUCAGCGACGUGGAUACAGAGUGACUGUAGUGGAUGAGAUGCCUGGUGAGCUUGCAGGAAUCAAGCGGGCAACAAUUAAAGUGGAUGGUGAAUAUGCAUUUGGAUAUGCCAAGGCAGAAAUAGGGGUGCACAGGUUGGUCCGGAUUUCACCUUUUGACAGCAGCAAGCGAAGGCAUACUUCAUUUGCUGCUGUUGCAGUGAUUCCAAUCUUGGGUGAUGGAUCUACCCAUGUACAAAUUAAUGAAUCUGACCUUCGCAUUGAACGAUAUCGUUCUGGGGGACCUGGGGGUCAGCAUGCUAACACAACCGAGAGUGCAGUGAGAAUAACCCACAUACCUACAGGAAUCAUCGCCACAUGUCAAAAUGAAAGAUCACAACAUUCAAAUAAAGCUUCAGCAAUGGCAGUUCUUCAGUCUCGAGUAGACCAGCUUGAGAUGGCUCGCCAAGCCCAGAUGAAUUCGCAGCAUACACAAUCUCUCACUGACAUAAGCUGGGGCAAUCAGAUCCGUACUUACGUGCUACAUCCUUACCGCAUGGUUAAGGAUCUGCGAACCAACUAUGAGGUCUCUGACCCUGAUUCUGUGCUCGAGGGGGAUCUCGAUGCAUUCAUCUUGAACUAUUUAUCAGCUUCAAUGGAUAAAGAAGAGGAAUACUAAUAAGAUACAAUGAUUUUUUAGUUGUAAGCUUUGCUGGUCACAAUGUGCUGCAUCCUUGAUGGAGAUCAACCAACUUGCCUUUCUGAUAAGACUUUGGCGGCAGCUCAUCCAAUUUUAUUGAUCGAGUUCUGUGACACUAAUAUACAACACAUGAUUGAGAUCAGGGAGCAAAUGGCAUGUGUACAUGGAGUAGAAGGAGAACACCAAAUCCUUCACUAAACUAUCAAUAUGUUUUGUGAGAACCCUGCAUCUUUUAGCAAUAUUAGAUCAGUAAUUGCUAUUUGCUAGCUACUGUAAUAAAAUAUCAAUAAUAAUGUAUCAUGUUUUGGAUGAUUUUGCAUACCUUUAUUCAA